CGGGGCCGUAGCCGGUAGGCGGGGGCGGCCCCAUGAGGCGGUGAGGCGGCGGCGGCGGGGCGCGGGAUGGCGGCGGGGGGCGGGGGGCGGCCGCCGGGCUCGGAGCCGUGGCCGGAGCCCUACGUGCAGACCCGAAUCUUCAAAAUCAUCGUGAUCGGCGACUCCAACGUGGGCAAGACCUGCCUGACCUUCCGCUUCUGCGGCGGCGCCUUCCCCGCCAAGACCGAGGCCACCAUCGGCGUGGACUUCCGCGAGAGGACGCUGGAGAUCGAGGGAGAGCGCAUCAAGGUGCAAGUGUGGGACACGGCUGGCCAGGAGAGGUUCCGGAAGAGCAUGGUGGAGCACUACUACCGCAAUGUCCACGCCGUCGUCUUCGUCUACGAUGUCACCAAGAUGUCCUCCUUCACCAACCUCAAGACAUGGAUCGAGGAGUGCAACGGCCACGCCGUGCCCGCCCUGGUGCCCAGGGUGCUCGUUGGCAACAAGUGUGACUUGAAGGACCUGAUCCAGGUGCCGUCCAGCAUGGCCCUCAAGUUCGCCGACGCUCACAACAUGCUUUUGUUUGAGACCUCGGCCAAGGACCCUCAGGAGAGCCAGAACGUGGACGCCAUUUUCAUGUGCCUGGCCUGCCGACUCAAGGCCCAGCGCUCACUGCUCUGCCGGGACCUGGAGGGACGGCCGAGCACGGGCCGUCGCCUGCCGCCGGUCCACGACGGCGCCGGUAAAUCCUCCUGCCCGUGCUGAGCGGGUUUAGCUCCAGGCACCGGCAUCCCAAUAAAGGCUCUGCGGCCCCA
This is a messenger RNA of Pogoniulus pusillus (Red-fronted tinkerbird), 794 nucleotides long. RefSeq names its product RAB33A, member RAS oncogene family (gene RAB33A). The transcript has 2 exons. Gene Ontology annotation, molecular function: GTP binding; GTPase activity. NCBI's taxonomy places the organism in Eukaryota, Metazoa, Chordata, Aves, Piciformes, Lybiidae. The record is from RefSeq and is a predicted model, not a curated record. The coding region runs from base 67 to 744 and encodes 225 amino acids. Gene Ontology annotation, biological process: Rab protein signal transduction.